GUCGUCGAUGCAUCGAUCGCUGGGUUUUGUCACGGUUAUCCCAACCACCCGACUAACCCGUCCGUAUUAUAAGCGCUUCGUCUUGGUCGCGUGGCAACAUAAGUUUGUCUUUGACGGAGACCACAUCGGUUUUGGUUUCGGGGGUUUGUUCCAUCGGGUGCUUGUCAUUUUCCGUUGGAUGCUUUGCUUUGGUAGCUAGGAAAUGACCAGCCACCCUUCGCUCCCUCGCCGUACGUAGUACGCGGCUGCUGCUACUGCUUAAUUCCAAUAACCCAAGAGAAGACCGCAUGCAGCCGGUCGGUUCAGCACCCUGACCUUUCAGCUCGGCGUGGAGCUCACACAGUUUACAAAUGCGUUGUGUCACUAGUUCAACUUGGUCCGGUCAUUUAUGCCCGCUAGUGCUACGUCCUAAAUGUUGGAGCAUCCACAUUUCCGGUCCACGUUAUCAGCAGCCCAAAGCACGAAAAAGAAAUACUCGCAAAAAAAAGCACGAAAAAAAUGAAAGAGAGAGAGAGAGAGAGGACAAAGGCGUUGGGGGCAGGGGCAACAUGGGCAUUUGCACCCACCGAAUUGGCCUGCGCGGUGCGACUAUAUCUGCGCCAUGCCGUCCCGUGCCAAGCUUCAUCUCCUCAGACUCAAGACAGCGCGCGUGCUGCACCCUGCGCACCACACGUACCACUCCUCCACCUACAAAGCUCGUACGUACGCUGGCACGCGCACGCGCGCGCGGCUUAUCAUGGAGGUGAGCGGCUCGGCGCACGACCUCGGCGACAGCUUCUCCUACGGCUGGCUCAACCAGGCGCCGCCCUCCUUCGACCGCCUGGCUGCCGACGCCGGUCAGUAUUCCUCCGGGGGCUCCAGGUCCUCCUUCAUCGACAUGGAGGACCCCUCCGAGCUCUUCUCCAUGCGGUGGACCACGACGGCGGCGACCGACUUUGACUUCGGCCUCCCGGCGCCAGGCGACGGAGGCGCCGCGUCCCCCGCGCAGCUGGUCAGCGCCAGCCAGAUCUUCCGCGGCGGCCGCCUCCUCCCCUGCGAGCCCGGCGGCUGCUCCGGCACCUCUGUGCAAGAAGACGGCGACGGCUCGGUGGCCCGUCGCGCCAAGGACGCCGUGCCGCGGUUGUCGCCUCCGUCGUCGCCGCUGUUCCACUCGGCGCAGAGCACGCCGCUGUCGCUGAGCGCGUGCUCCAGCGCGACGAGCAAGCACGCCGGGCAGCGCCCGAUGACGAGGCGGCGCGGCGGGUCGUCGCCGUGGAAGGUGCUGCUGAGGUACGUGCGAUUCCUGAUGCCGCUGUACCGCAAGGCCCGGGCGAGGCACGCGCACAGCAGGGUGGCGCCGGCGGGGAGCCCGUCGCGCGGGUCCACGUCGAGCGCCGUCGAGUGGUGCCACGGCAAUGCCGACACGGCCGUCCACGACGCCAUCCUCUACUGCAAGAAGUCCAGCGGAAAAGAUGCACUGCCAUGAAGGAGACCAGUCGCCGAUCACCGAGCGCAUGAGUUUCUUAAUCCGCGAGAGCUUUGCAUGACCUUGUGUUGUGCCAUCUCAGCUCGAGUUCGUGUCCGAUUUUAUUUUUGUGCGUGUUCUUCGAAUGCCUUGGUGUGUAUAUAUAUGACAGUGUUAUAGAUGUAUGCUUAAUUAACCCGUGUAUGAAUGCUGUGUCUCAUGGA
Messenger RNA from Triticum dicoccoides, 1668 nucleotides. RefSeq lists its product as uncharacterized. The record is from RefSeq and is a predicted model, not a curated record. The transcript has 2 exons. The coding region runs from base 602 to 1465 and encodes 287 amino acids. NCBI's taxonomy places the organism in Eukaryota, Viridiplantae, Streptophyta, Magnoliopsida, Poales, Poaceae.